AUGGGGGCCGUGCCCGGACAGUCACACGAGGUGGAGGCAGGCGUGGCGCGGCUUGAGCGUUUGUCGAAUUGGGAUGGGUUGUUGCCACCGCUGAUUUGCGGUCCGAAAGUGAUCGAUGCGCCUUUUUCACGCCUGGGUACGAUAAAAAUGCGUACAACCAAGCUGGCGGAUGUUGGUGUUUCACUGCAACGAAAGGCUGUAGUUUUCGAAGGCUAA
This is a messenger RNA of Mesocestoides corti, 216 nucleotides long. The record is from the annotation of a GenBank genome assembly. Lineage: Eukaryota; Metazoa; Platyhelminthes; Cestoda; Cyclophyllidea; Mesocestoididae.